ACGUGCGGUUUCCUUUCAAAUUGUCCACUUGUGUGACCAUUCCUGAAUUUUUUUUAAAACCCAGUUUUUAAAUUUCUGAUACAUUUACCAACUUGGUUAAUUUUUUGCAGUAACUAUAAUUAUUAAAAUAAAUCCUAAAGAUAUGCUGGCGUUCCACAAGCUCAUUUUGGUGAUAUCAUUUGGAAUGCUGGGGUUUCUUGCUUUAUACGGACAAGUGACGCAGCAGGUAGCAAGAGAGAUGCAAGUAACGUCCUGGGAGUAUUCUGAUUUAAGUUUAGAAGAAGUAAACCAGUUAUUGGAAGAAGCUGAGGCCGAUAUGACGAAAAGGAAAGCCUUGGUAAAAAGUGCUUGCGUAAAGCAUAAUAAGAGUGAACCUGGCGUUCGUUGGGAGAGAAAAUUGGUUUUUAAUGGUAACUAUUUCAAGAAACACGCGAACUUCUAUGUGGACAGAGAGCACAACUACACGUACUGCCCAGUGUACAAGGCAGGUUCUACUACUUGGUUUCAUCAAAUGCUCAUCAUGUCCGGGAAAUCGGAGGAAAAAAUAGAUAGAUUAAAACAACCAAUUGGCAAAGUGGCAAGAGCAUAUUUUCAACAUUCUGACGCUAGUGAAGUUGAAGAUGUGCUGAGAAAAACUGUAAAAUUGUUAAUUGUGCGCCACCCUUUUGAACGACUUUUGUCGGCCUACAGAGAUAAAUUGGAAAAUAGCACAGCUGGCCCAGAACAUGGAUCUUUCUUUUACUACCGACACUAUGGUUCAAAGAUGGUUAAACUAUACAGAAAUAAUAGUAGCGUCCGACAAGUUGAGCCAACGUUUAAAGAAUUCAUAUCUUACUUGAUUCACACUAGGGAAACAAGAUUUGAGCAGCACUGGGCUCCUUUCUAUAGCUCCUGCUUGCCGUGUGCCAUCGAUUAUGACAUCAUAGCUCACGCGGAAACCCUUAACAGGGAUCAGAUUUACAUAAUAAAAAAGCUACAUCUCGAAAGUCUUAUUAGCCCUCUAUGGAAACGCAUCACUUAUGGGCAGAGAUCAGUUGGCGAAACGGCAAAAAAAUAUUUUAAAGAACUUUCCAAGAGAGAAGUACAAUUGCUGUAUGAAAAAUUUAAAAUCGAUUUUGACCUUUUUGGAUAUAGCCCGGAUGCUUAUUUCAAUUACGCCAAAGCGCAAUAACAUUCGAAGGAAAUUGCCAAUGGCUCAUUAUUUAAUUUCUGUAUUAGGAAAAAAUAAAUCUGUUAAAAAUAUAAAACUUUCUGCGUUUCGUCAUGAAUUGAACUAACUUAAUAUUAGACAAAAAAAUUGCA
Molecule: messenger RNA, 1302 nt
Organism: Neocloeon triangulifer
Lineage: Eukaryota; Metazoa; Arthropoda; Insecta; Ephemeroptera; Baetidae
Product: carbohydrate sulfotransferase 11-like
Exons: 5
Coding region: 143-1171 (342 amino acids)
Biological process (GO): carbohydrate biosynthetic process
Cellular component (GO): membrane
Molecular function (GO): sulfotransferase activity
Source: RefSeq, a predicted model, not a curated record